Oxyura jamaicensis (ruddy duck) is the source of this 1601-nucleotide messenger RNA. RefSeq names its product zinc finger and BTB domain containing 3 (gene ZBTB3). Gene Ontology annotation, biological process: regulation of transcription by RNA polymerase II. The transcript has a single exon. Gene Ontology annotation, cellular component: nucleus. Gene Ontology annotation, molecular function: RNA polymerase II cis-regulatory region sequence-specific DNA binding; protein binding; DNA-binding transcription factor activity, RNA polymerase II-specific. The record is from RefSeq and is a predicted model, not a curated record. Bases 71 to 1297 code for a protein of 408 amino acids. NCBI's taxonomy places the organism in Eukaryota, Metazoa, Chordata, Aves, Anseriformes, Anatidae.
GUGGGGAGCGGGGCCGGGCCCGAGCGGCGGAGCCAGGCCCGGAGCCGGGCCGGGAGCCCGAGGCCCCGCCAUGGAGUUCCCGGAGCACAGCCGGCAGCUGCUGCGGGGGCUGCGGGAGCAGCGGGCUCAGGGCUUCCUGUGCGACUGCACCGUGCUGGUGGGCAGCGCCCCGUUCCCGGCGCACCGCGCCGUGCUGGCGGCCUGCAGCGCCUUCUUCCACAUGUGCUACGCCGAGCGGCUGGACAAGGGCGAGCUGGUGCGGCUCAACAGCGAGAUCGUGACGCCGCCCGCCUUCGGGCUGCUGCUCGAGUUCAUGUACGAGGGGCGUCUGGCGCUGGCCGCCACGCCGCUGGAGGACGUGCUGGCGGCCGCCAGCUACCUGCACAUGAACGACGUGGUCAAGCUCUGCAAGAAGAAGCUGCAGGCCAGGGCCCCGGCCGAGGCCGACAGCACCAAGCGGGAGGAGGAGGAGGAGGAGGACGACGACCCCCCCGGCAGCCCCCCGCUGCCGCCCGCCGCCCUCCCGCAGCGCCCGGCCAGCCCCGGGGCGCCGCCGCCGCCGCUGCUCUCGGUGCCCCCGGGCUCGGUCGGCCAGGCCGGGGAGGAGCAGCGGGCCCUGGCGCCCCCCGAGCCGCCCGCGGCCUGCGUGGACGUGGCCGACACCACGCAGCCCGGCGUGGAGGGAGACUGGCCCCCCCGCGCGGCCCCCCCGGACCUUUCGCUCCCCAGCCCCAGCAGCUCGACGGAGGCCGCCCCGCGGCCCGCUUUCCCCGGGGCCGAGCUGCCGGCCCCGGGGGAGCUUUGCGCAGGGCCCUGGGCGCCCGCCGCUCCCGUGGGGCUGUUGCCCGCCGCCGUCAAGGCGGAGGCCAUCGUCAUCUCCGACGAGGAGCCCGAGGCGGGUGCCCGCCGCCCUGGAGGCCUCUUCCCGGGGCCGGCGCGGGGUCCCCGGGGGGCGGCGGCGGCGGCCUUCGGGGAGGCGGCAGGGGAGCCGCUGGCCUUCGGGCUGCCGGCGCUGCGGGAGCCGCUGUUCCUGCCGCCGCUGGAGGGGCGCGGGGGCUUCGGGCUGUUCGCCGAGGAGGCGCCGACGUGCCCGACGUGUGGGAAGACCUUCUCGUGCUCCUACACGCUGCGCCGCCACGCCACAGUGCACACGCGGGAGCGCCCCUACGAGUGCCGCCACUGCCUGCGCAGCUACACGCAGUCCGGGGACCUCUACCGGCACAUCCGCAAGGCGCACAGCCACGGGCCGCCCGCGCACCGGGGCCGCACCGACAGCGACCACGGCAACCCGCCGUAGCGGGACCAGGCUGGCGAGCGGGCGGGCGCUAGGACCCGGGGGAGGCCCGCGGCCGCCAGGGCGGGGCCGGAGCGGCGGGUGGGCGGAGCCUGCGCUGGGGUGGGCGGGGCCGGACGGCGAGGGGCGGAGCGGGUGUACGGAGGUCACGUGGGCUGUAAUAAAGCGCGGCUCGUAACGGGCGGUGGGUUGUGCCUAGGGGGGCGGGGCUUGGAGCCACGCCCACGUCGUCCUCCCAUUGGCUGCCAUCAGUGUGGGUGCUCGGCUGCCCUCACGGGCCAGGUCUGCGCAUGCGCGGAGAGUCAGC